Molecule: messenger RNA, 588 nt
Organism: Phalaenopsis equestris
Lineage: Eukaryota; Viridiplantae; Streptophyta; Magnoliopsida; Asparagales; Orchidaceae
Exons: 1
Coding region: 161-445 (94 amino acids)
Source: RefSeq, a predicted model, not a curated record
UGUAUGUCAUUUCCUUCAUAGAUCCCAAGCCUUUAUUAAUCAACCCCUGACCUCUUCUUAGGCCCAUCAACCAAACCAACCGAGCAACCAACGAACAACCACACUCUUCUUCUUCUUCUUCAACGUCCUUUCCCUCAAACCAUCCAAUUGAGAAGCAGCCAUGGCUCCAGCGAGCAGAGCUUCUUGGAUUGUGGCGGCCAGCAUUAGCGCUGUGGAAACACUGAAAGAUCAAGCCGGUCUUUGCAGAUGGAACUAUGCUAUGAGGUCUCUGCACCAAAAGGCAACAAAAGAAAUGGGUUCUUUUUCACAGACAAGAAAAACACCUUCUUCUUCUUCUUCUUUGAUGGUUGGAAGCAGAGGCUUGGUUAGCAAAGCAGAACAAACUAAGAGAGCAGAGGAUUCCUUCAGAAAAGUCAUGUACUUGAGCUGCUGGGGUCCAAAUUAGGCAGUCGAUUACGAGCGACAAUAGAAAAUCCAAUAGUAGGAUUUCAUUAGAUCUAGGAUUUCGUGUAUUUUUUUAAUUUUACUGUAUUUAUCAUGUUUAAAUAAAAAAUAUUAAUCUCGUCUAAGAAAAAUUACCUUUGCAAG